Messenger RNA from Amoebophrya sp. A120, 490 nucleotides. The record is from the annotation of a GenBank genome assembly. Lineage: Eukaryota; Dinophyceae; Syndiniales; Amoebophryaceae.
GGAAAAAAGACACCGUCACGACGGUAUGGAUUGUAAAAAUGUCUGGGUCUGGAAGAUUGCAACUUGUCAAGCAAAAUCUGAAUCAUGCAGAAAUCUCUGUUGCAUGAGUGCCAAAAGCAUUCCACUUUCGACCAAGUUUGGAGGGAGUUUCUCAUGCAGGAUAGGCAUGGCAUUGGCAGAGAGAGAGACCUCACAGACUCUGUCAUGCUAGGUCCCGCAUUCCAGACCUCACGAGUCAUGGAAAACCUGCAUGACAAGUUUUUACACUCUUUCAGACCCAGACAUUUUUGCAUUUGAUAGACGGAGCACUACGUCGAAAGGUGCACGAGCUUCAGUUACUUCCAAGAUUCCGCGGACAACUUUCGGCGCUUCCUUUAUACAAUGUACAACGACAGCGACAAAUUGUUUUCCUCCAACACGGGCCGAGCGCUGAUGAAGAAGAAAAACAAGCCGAACCCCUCGGAGAAGAAGAAACAGGCGGAAAAGCAGA